AUGCCUUCACUAAAGGACCUCAAUUGCGCCAUCGAGCUAUCCGGGAGUCAACAAGCAUUGCGAGAGUUCGGCACCAUAUACGGCGACGGCUUCGUAGAAACUUUCGUUCCCGUACCCAGCAAGCCACAGUCUUUCUCCAUCCACCUCACUUCCAACAAGUUCAUCGCUCCAGGCGUCGCCAUCUUCGUCUACGUCGACGGUGUUUACCAGUGCAACCGCAAUAGGCAGGACUUGAAGCUACGGAAGCCUUCCGAUAGUCGCUCUCUUGUCGACUUUCGCGUAAGGCAGAAGGAAGAAAGACAAAAAGAUGGAUCGAUGAUUGCGAGGGAGUGGGCUUUUGAUAAACUCAACAUUGCUUCAGCGGAUGAUGCACCGAACAUUUGUUCGCCAAACAUUCUCGACAACAUAGGCUGCAUCGAAGUCGUCGUUCUACGAUGCGCCGGUACGCGCAAUGCCAACUCUGCCUCAGCGAUGAACUUUGAUGGAGCAGGAGACUUCCCAGAUCACCGGUUUGGCGUAGACGAUAGCUCAUCGCCAUCUAACGAGAGGUCUAUGUACGAUGAUAGAGGGCCAUUCUUCAGCAACUUUGGCAAUAGCCAUGGUCCACCACCGCCUCUCCCGUCCUAUCGCUCCCCAUACGCCGAAACGUCAAGCAAGGAGUGGAAGAGUCGCGACGAAUGGACACACAAUCAGAAGGACAGGCGAAGUACAAGGAAACAAAUCUUGAUGCGAAGUCUGCACCACCAGGAGCGUGGCCUGAAUCUCCUCUCGGUGCUCAAGCACAACCACAUCAACACAUAG
Alternaria hordeiaustralica is the source of this 801-nucleotide messenger RNA. RefSeq lists its product as uncharacterized. The transcript is spliced from 3 exons. NCBI's taxonomy places the organism in Eukaryota, Fungi, Ascomycota, Dothideomycetes, Pleosporales, Pleosporaceae. The record is from RefSeq and is a predicted model, not a curated record. Bases 1 to 801 code for a protein of 266 amino acids.